Limanda limanda (common dab) is the source of this 3781-nucleotide messenger RNA. It is a transcript of the gene jak3, whose product is annotated as Janus kinase 3 (a protein tyrosine kinase, leukocyte). NCBI's taxonomy places the organism in Eukaryota, Metazoa, Chordata, Actinopteri, Pleuronectiformes, Pleuronectidae. Gene Ontology annotation, molecular function: non-membrane spanning protein tyrosine kinase activity; cytokine receptor binding; ATP binding. The transcript has 24 exons. The record is from RefSeq and is a predicted model, not a curated record. Gene Ontology annotation, biological process: peptidyl-tyrosine phosphorylation; cell surface receptor signaling pathway via JAK-STAT; cytokine-mediated signaling pathway. The coding region runs from base 85 to 3402 and encodes 1105 amino acids. Gene Ontology annotation, cellular component: cytoskeleton; membrane; cytosol.
CAGCGCAAACGCAGAAGUAAAUGCCUGGUUUACAAGAACAAAUGAUCAAGAGGACUUUCACUCUUCAGAUGUAAAGGAGUAACCAUGGAUCUCAGUGAGGAGGAAUCAGCUCCUCUGGUGAACAGAGACCGAGGAGGCAGCCACAAGUCCAGUACGAGCACUGGGCCCAGUUUACCCGUGCACCUCUACUUCUUCCCUGCAACAAAGGACACAACAACAAUACACAUUUCCUGUGGCCAAGUCUCUGCUGAAGAUGUGUGCAUCCAAGCAGGAAAGAAAUGUGGAAUCCUACCAGUGUACCUGGGUCUUUUUGGGUUGGCGUCCUCUGACCUCUCAUUCUGGUAUCCGCCAUCGCACAUGUUCAACACAGAUGAAAAGCUACAGGUCCACUUCAGAGUCAGAUUUUUCUUUGGAAACUGGUUUGGUAAAGGACCAAGAAAAUCGUACCGCUACGGUCUGAGCAGAGACAGCAACACUCCGGUGCUCGACUGCAAUGUCAUCGACUAUCUCUUCGCUCAGUUGCGAAGUGACUUUAUUGCUAGUGAGGCAGGGGUUUCUCCUCCUCUGAGCACUCAGGAGGAAUGUCUCGGCCUUGCAGUAUUAGACCUAUGGAGAAUGGUUAAAGAGCGCCACCAGACUGUUAGAGAGCUCUGCAAAACCGUCAGCUACAAAUCCUGCCUACCAAAGUCACAUCGCCAUGACAUCCAGAGACGAAACCGCCUGGAUCGUUAUCGAAUCCGAAACACCCUCAAGCGUUUCUUAAAGAAGCUUGGAAACUGCUCGGUGGACGCGUGCAGCUUGAAAGUCAAGUACCUGAUUGAACUGGCUGGCAUCGAGCCCUCUCUGGGGAGCGAAACCUUCAAAGUGGGUCCUGCUGCCUCCCAGGAAAAGUCAGCUUUCAGUCUGGUGCGGGUGACUGGGGAAAGUGGAAUUCAAACCAGUGGAAGUUGCCAUCCUGAUAGUUCCCUGGAGUGGCUGACCUUCUGUGAUUUCCAAGAAAUCAUUGACAUCAGUAUAAAGAGGGUGUGUCAGGAGCAGCUUCCCCAAGACAGCAGAUUGGUUACAAUAACCCGCAAAGAUGAGAGUCACUUGGAAGUCAAUUUCCAGGGUCUAAGGGAGGCACAUUCAUUUGUGUCACUUGUCGAUGGCUACUUCAGACUGACCAUGGACUCUAGCCACUACUUCUGCCAGGACAUUGCUCCACCAAGUAUUCUGGAGGGUGUGAAAAACCAUUGCCAUGGCCCAAUCACAUCUGAGUUCGCAGUCAACAAAUUGAAGAAAUCUGGAUUUAAAGGAGGUACAUUCCUGGUCCGGCAGAGUCCGAAGAACUAUGACAGCUUCUUCCUCACUGUGUGUGUUCAGACCCCACUUGGACUCGACUAUAAAGACUGUCUCAUCAUUAAGAAUGUGCAAUUCAGUCUUCCUGGUGUCCAGAAAUCAUUUGGCAGCUUGAGAGAGAUCACCAGUCAUUACCAACACACCAAGCUGCUGCUGGCUGAAGUUCCUGUCAAGUUGGGCCGCUGCUGUCCACCCAGACCCCAAGAGCUUACAAAUCUCAUCAUCAUACGCAGCAGCAACUCUGUGGAAACCCAAGGCUCCCCGUCACCUGAGAGGAACAAAUUCAAUCACAUCCAGUUCCACAUUAUCAAAUACGAAGACCUGAAAUGCGAGGUAAGCCUUGGACAGGGAUCCUUCACGCGGAUUUUUAAAGGCCACAAAACAGACAUUCACGAGGCGGAAAAGCAUGUGACAGAAGUCAUACUGAAAGAGCUUGAUGGCGCUGACAAGAAUGGCUGGGAGUCAUUCUUUGAAGCUGCCAGCUUGAUGAGUCAGAUUUCACACAAACACAUCCUCCACGUUUAUGGCAUCAGUGUUCAUGGAGUCAAAAACAUCAUGGUGCAGGAGUUUGUCAAGCACGGGGCCCUUGACCUUUACUUGAAGAGAGGGAGAUCUGUGUCAGUGAGCUGGAAACUCGACGUAGCCAAACAGCUCGCAUCUGCCCUCAACUUUCUGGAAGAGAAAAACAUUGUUCAUGGAAACAUAUGUGCUAAAAACCUGCUGCUGGCGAGAGAGGGCGACCCGUCACAGGGCUCCUCCCCUUUCAUCAAGCUGAGUGACCCGGGCAUCAUGCUGGGCAAAGAUGUUAUCCUGGACCGGAUCCCAUGGGUGGCCCCUGAGGUGCUGGAGAGCCCAGACAACCUGACGCCGGAGUGUGAUAAGUGGAGCUUUGGUGCCACUGUGUGGGAAAUCUUCAACAAUGGGACCGCUCCCCUGCGAGGCUGGGACCUGGAACAGAAGCGUCAGUUUUAUGAAGGGUUCCAGCAGCUGCCCCCCUCCCAGUGGACGGAGCUGGCGGAUCUGAUCAGUCAGUGCAUGUCGUACCAGUCGGACUUCAGACCCUCCUGUCGCAGUAUUAUCCGUCAACUCAACAGUCUGAUCACUUCAGAUUAUGUGAUUUUGCGUGCCACUGAGCCUGUCACACAGAGCCCACUGCGGAGAGCCCUCAGCACUCAACAUGACCAGACACUGUUUGAGGAAAGACACCUACGUUACAUCACCCCUCUGGGAAAAGGAAACUUCGGCAGUGUUGAACUCUGUCGUUACGACCCGCUGGGUGACAACACGGGCGAGCUGGUCGCUGUGAAAAAGCUGCAGCCCAACCAGCAGUCGACUCAGGAGGACUUCCAGAAGGAAGUCAAAACCCUUAGCGUGCUGCACUGCGACUACAUCGUCAAAUACAGAGGAGUCUGCUACAGCAUGGGUCGCCUCAGUAUGAGCUUGGUGAUGGAGUACCUGCCGUACGGUAGCCUUAUUGGCUACUUGGAGAAUAACCAACAUAAAGUCAACACUAGGCGGAUGCUGCUCUUUGCUUCGCAGAUAUGUAAGGGGAUGGAGUACCUGCAGACGCUGCGUUACGUUCACAGAGACCUUGCAGCCAGAAACAUCCUCGUGGCCAGUGAGAUGCUGGUGAAAAUCGCUGAUUUUGGGCUGACCAAGAUUAUUCCUUGUGACAAGGAGUACUACCGCGUCAAACAGCUUGGCGAGAGCCCCAUCUUCUGGUACGCUCCAGAGUCCAUCAACGAGUCCAAAUUCUCACACAAAUCAGACGUCUGGAGUUUUGGAGUCGUUCUUCACGAGCUUUUCUCCAACUGCAACAUGAACUGCAACCCAAAACGACUGUACAUGCAGGAGAUUGGACACAACGUGCAAGGUCCAUCCAUUUCAAUGCACGUGGAGAAUAUUCUAAAGAGUGACUGGAGGUUACCGGCUCCUCCCAACUGCCCACCCAAGGUGUACAGUUUGAUGAAGGAGUGCUGGGCGUACAACUUCGACGAGCGGCCAUGUUUCUACAGCCUGGGAAACCAGAUUGAAACGAUCAUGCAGGAUGAAAGAGAGCCCUAAAGGCCGAGAAGGAGCCGCUUCACACUUCACAGCAAUGCUCAGUAGGAAGUGACAAAGUGUCCUUCCCUGCUGUUGAAAUUCAUUUUUGAAUGCAACAUUCCUUGGUCCAAUAAGAAACAAGCUGCUGAGGAAAAAGCAUCAUGAAUUCCAAACUGUUGCAUAGUAGGUACAGAGACAUUAACUUUUUUAUUGCGUGUUUGUUACUUUUGGAGGGGUCGUUUGUUAUGGUCUGUUGUUGGGAUGCUGAGCAAGACAAAGGUUUGACUGGUCACUGAUCGGCCUCUUGCCUGACACAUCAGCAGGGUAAAAGUUUCAACUGAUUAUGCUACAUGUCAUCAUAUUUUCUUACAAUUGAGUUAAUAAAAAUAUCCACACAGUG